Messenger RNA from Leptonychotes weddellii (Weddell seal), 3199 nucleotides. The record is from RefSeq and is a predicted model, not a curated record. NCBI's taxonomy places the organism in Eukaryota, Metazoa, Chordata, Mammalia, Carnivora, Phocidae.
GGUGGCAACAAAGAAGACGAAUGACCCCCGUCCCGGGGCUCCGGGUGAAGGCAGGCGGAGGGCCCGGACCACACGGGGACCCAGUUCUGGGAAGCGAGGGCAGGGGCGCCCCGCGGGGGUGGUGGCGGCUGCGCCUGGCGCCGGGGCUCUGGCCGCCUGACAAAACCAUCCCCCGGAGCCAGGCGGCGGCGAGUCGGCGGCGGCUCCAUCCGGGGCUUUGCGGGAGGGGGAGGGGACGGAAGCCGAGAGGGCGGGCGGCGGAUCGGAGGGAGGGAGGGAGGAAGGGGAGGGGGGCGAUUCGCGUUCCGUUCCCCGUUGCCGGUCCCUCCCUUCUCGCCGCCACCGCGAAGUGCGUCCCGAGCAGCGGCGGCCGGUGAGCGUCCCGCGCUGGAGCCCUGAGAGGCAGGCCCGUCAGUGAGUGUGUCCGUUUGAAACCAACUGACAUACAGCCAGAUAUUUUCAGCUAUCUCUUGCAUUUGAUGUACACUGGCAAGAUGGCACCUCAGCUGAUUGAUCCUGUUCGAUUAGAGCAGGGGAUCAAGUUUCUGCACGCCUACCCACUGAUCCAGGAAGCCAGCCUGGCCAGCCAAGGAGCCUUUUCUCAUCCCGACCAAGUCUUCCCCCUGGCCUCUUCCCUGUAUGGCAUUCAGAUUGCAGAUCACCAGUUGAGACAAGCCACCAAGCUUGCCUCCGCCCCCGAGAAGCUCGGGCGGGAACCCCGGCCGCAGCCGCCCAGGAUGAGCCAGGAGCAGGUGCCUGAGGCCUCCCAGCUCUCGCAGCUGACUUCAAACCUGGCCCAGGUGACUCGGACGCACCUGACUCCCUCGGACCCCCUGCAGACCUCACUGUCUCCAGAACUCGUUUCCACUCCUGUGCCCCCCCCUCCCCCCGGCGAGGAGACCAAUCUGGAAGCGUCUUCCUCGGACGAGCAGCCGGCACCCCUCACCAUAGCCCACGUCAAGCCGAGCAUCAUGAAGAGGAACGGGAGCUUCCCGAAGUACUACGCCUGCCACCUGUGCGGCCGGCGCUUCACGCUGCGGAGCAGUUUGCGGGAACACCUCCAGAUCCACACGGGGGUCCCGUUCACGGCCGGCCAGCCGGGAGAAAGCCGGGCGCCCCUGUCUCUUUGCAGCAACGCGGCCGACCUGGGGAAGGACGCCAUGGAGGUGCCCGAGGCCGGGAUGGUCAGUGACAGCGAGCUGCCGCACAUCUCCGACUCCCCCAUCAUCGACGGGCAGCAGCACUCGGAAACGCCGCCGCCCUCCGACAUCGCGGACAUCGACAACCUGGAGCAGGCCGACCAGGAGCGCGAGGUCAAGCGGCGCAAGUACGAGUGCACCAUCUGCGGCCGCAAGUUCAUCCAGAAGAGCCACUGGCGGGAGCACAUGUACAUACACACCGGCAAGCCCUUCAAAUGCAGCACGUGUGACAAGAGCUUUUGCAGGGCCAACCAGGCCGCCCGGCACGUGUGCCUCAAUCAGAGCAUCGACACCUACACCAUGGUGGACAAACAGACUCUGGAGCUCUGCACGUUUGAGGAGGGCAGUCAGAUGGACAACAUGUUGGUCCAGACCAACAAACCCUACAAAUGCAACUUGUGUGACAAAACAUUCUCGACUCCCAAUGAGGUGGUUAAACAUUCGUGCCAAAACCAGAACUCGGACGUUUUUGCCCUGGACGAGGGGCGGUCCAUUCUCCUGGGCAGCGGGGACUCCGAAGUCACGGAACCUGACCACCCGGUGUUAGCUUCCAUCAAAAAGGAGCAGGAAACAGUGUUGUUAGACUGAAUGUGACUUUCCUUUUUAAAAACUGUCAUUUUUACAGAGACUGUCUCCUCUCUCUCUCUCCGCCCUCCCCCCCCCCCCCCAAUUCAGAACUGUAGUUCUCCAUGGCAUGAUACAAACAGGUCCCUGGCCCCUCUGUCCUCCCCGCCCCCUCCCUGUCCCCAGCCCUUCCUCCGCAAAGGCUUUGUGCAUUAUAAACCUGGAACAUAUUUACUUCGAGUCAGGGGACAUUGGAAAGAUAAUGGUCAGUAGUACUUAUAAACUCAAAUAGAUUUUGAGACGUUUUAGAUUAUUUAAAAGCCUACUUGGAACUAAUGAAGGGUAUAUAACAAAACAAAACAAAACAACCAGAAUGCGAUUUGGUAAGCUAAAAUUAUGACUUUCCCUGGGUAAUAAGUCUUCCUUCUCAGAAAAUACAGCAUGCUUCUUAGAGAUACCGCUGGGCUCUGUACUAUGCAAAAUCUAGAAGGUGUGGGGAAACUUGAAACCCAAGCAAAUGUUCUUAGUAUUUAUCCUCCAGGUCUUAUUUCAGAAUGCAUCCUUUGAGAUUAUGUCCAGUCAAGAAAAAUCAUUCGUUAAGAAAUCUACUUGAACAAAACACAAAAGAGAAAAAGUAAUAAUGUGAUGGCAAUCUUAAUUUUUGGAUAAAACAUGACAAAGCUGUGAGUUUGUGUGUUUGUAAGAGAAAAUGUGUGGAUAUUUGCGAUUAACAGGUGUAUUAACGCACAUGCCUUAUCAAAUUGCUGGCUUCUUUCAAAGUUGAACGAGAACAAAAUUCUCUGUUUUAGUUUCUGAUAAAUCUGUUGGUUGUUUUCAAAAUCAGAUUUGAAAGUACUAUUCUGUAGAUUGUCUUUCUGAAUAGAAAACGACAUGCCAUUCCAGCAGCUGCCAGUGUUAAAUUUGUUUUAGCACCGACUGGCUGCUUUAAAUCAGUGUACGUAUGCAGGAAAGUGCAUCUCAGAGGGGAGGUUGUGAGCAGAGCAUGUAGUAACUUUCAUGACUUUAAGCGUUAAUGCUGAUAGUUUACUGGCAACAUUCAUUGAAGCAUCAAAAAUGGCAGAGAAAAAUCAGGACAAAAAAAUCUAAUUGCUGUUUGGGGAAAAAACUUGAUUUUGAUGUUUCAUCUCCACCUUUUUUUUUUUUCUUUAAACACCUGAAAUUUUCCUCCAUUGGCCUGAAAGCAGUAAAACGUGUCCAUUAAUGUUUCCUUGGGCCAGUAACAGAAUAGUCUGACAGGACAAAACAGGAGCCAGAAAUAAGGACUGAAGGGAAAAGGGAAGAACAGUUCUUAGCUGUGCUGUACGUAUAUGUUUAAAACUGAAUAUCCCGUCAUCCUGUUUCAUGUAUAGUUGAGUUCUCAGAUUUGUAAGUUUUUAUACAUACUUUCAUUGAAUAAACAUUUAAUUAAAUGGGUA